UAUAUGCGAUUUUGAUUGGAAAUGAUUUGCUGUUGUCUCUGUAUUUGUUAUCUGCAAUCGUUAGUUAAUGGAAAUAUAGGAAGCUGCUGUGGAAUUUGUGAUUGUUAUGUUGAAAUUUGUCACUAGGGUUUUGGUUGAGUUUAGUUCCAGUUUUAUGCGGUUGGUUCUUGCUAUUGGUUUUAUGUGAUUUUUAUUAGAAAGGAUUUGCUGUGGCUUUAUAUUUGUUUGGUGUAAUUGUUAGUUAAUGGAAAUGGAGGAAGCUGUGGUUAAAUUUGUGAUUGUUAUGUUGAAAUUUGUCAUUAGGGUUUGGUUGAGUUUAAUUCCGGUUUGAGACGGUUGGUUUUUGUUGUUGAUUUUAUGUGAUUUUGAUUGGAAAUGAUUUGCUGUCGUCUCUGUAUUGUUAGUUAAUGGAAAUAGAGGAAACUUUCUCUGAUUUGGGGUUUUCUGAAACGAUUGAAGUCUAUUGAUGGUUCAUGGUGAUUUUGUUCGAGGUGGUGUUUUUCAUCAUUGAUGCUGCAAAUAAUUUAAUAAGUUUGUUUCUGUUUUGCGUUCUUUUAUAAACCAUUUGGAAGUGUUAAUGAUGAUUUAAAGGUUGGAUUAAGAGUUUUAUAUUUAAGAUGUGUUCUUCAGAGUUGUUGCAAUGGAGAGAAUGCCCUUCCUUGUUCAAGUGUGAGACCUAGAAACGCUUUUCUCUUUCCAUCAAUUCUUAUCUCCAUAAGUGUGUAUGAUUGUAUUAGAGGGAAGCUAAGGUAAUCUUGGACGGCUAUGCCCAAACUUUGAAAUUUCCUUGUUCGUUAAUGUUUGAUAGGUUUAGGAUGUGUUUGGUUUUAAGAAAGUAUAGGGGAAAGGGAGGAAAAUAAUAAAGGAGUUGUUUCGGCUGAUGAAGAAAAGAAAAAAAAAAGGCAAAUUAAAAGAAAAGUAUUAAUAAACAGUAAAGGAUGAAGGAUUGUGGAGAAUUUAGUUGCGGCUCUUGUGGGUGACAAACAGGAUUUGUGAAAGUUUGUAGUGCUGGAAGUACCUACUAGUUGACAAUGAGUGAGAGCAAAGAAUAUGUUUACUGUAUGAUCUCUCUUAGACUCCGAGAAUAUAUGGUUGAAUGAACAUGCUUUUUGAAAUGUGAGGAUUCUUAAUGCAAGAGACCAUUGGAUCUUUAGUUAAAAGUAAAGUAGUGGUCAUGUUUAUCGCAUGAUUGGACUUUUUCAACCAGCACUUCAAAUAAGGUGAGCCCUUGUAGAGUGGUUUUCUUUAACUAAUGCAGUUGAAUUGUAUUGUUUUUUGGUGAUAUUGUUAUGGUUGAGAAUCAUAGUUUACUUGUUGGCUGAUCUUUAGUCGUUUGUUUAAGGAUCUGAUCUUGAGCUUGCUUUUGAUGUUUUUGAAUUGAAAUAUUUGGUGAUGCCUACAUUCCUGCAUCCAUUACUUGGAUGAUACUAAAGGAAAAAAGUGGAGAUAAUUGGGAAACCUACAUGAUUAAGAUAUGCAAAUCUUUUAAAGGAUAAGCCUAAGAAACCUUUAUCGUUUAAAGGAUAAGCCUAAGAAGCCUUUAUAUUGGGCUUUUACACAAGUAUGCUUGCGUUAAAUAUCAAUGUUUAGGAUCAUUUAAAGAUCUUCAUUGUUAUUAAAGUAGAAGAGGUUUAUGAAUGAUAAGUUGGUUUUUUGGUGAAAAAAGAUGUUAUUGUGUAGAAACGACAUGAGCACUAUUCUAUUGACAAGGAAAGGACCACUAUGCAUUGUCUACUUCUAAUCAUCUUUUCAGUAGUGAGAUGUGAAUUGCUACAGGCAUUUCUCUCAUGCUUUUUCUCUUGCUCCUGGGAAAUUUUACAGGUUCAUUGAUGACCUGAAGGUUUUUAUCUACAAAAAAUCAUUGGUUCUGGUUGGUUUUGUUGUUUUUAAUGGUCCCAGCAUUAGUUGUGCAUACAUGUGUGUGUUUGGAUUUAUGAUGACAGAAUCCCAUGUAUGUACUUUCCCUUAUCAACACAUUAAACUGAAAGGUCCUUUAUAGUCAUAUGAGUAAACAUCAAGAAACAUCAAUAUGGGAGCAUAAAAUUCUACUAUAGGUAAAUUGAAUUAUUGUCUUUCGUAAUUAUUAAAAUGUUUAAGUUGAGGUUCAUCCAUUUCUAAAAUCACUAUUAUAGUAUGGGGGUGGGUUUUUUUUUUAAUAAAAGAAAACGUGCAGGUUUUUCUUCAUUUUUGAAAAAUUACUCCACAUCCUCUCUCUUUGGUUAAUUUUAUACCAAAUAAAAUUGGUGAAGUGGGGGUACUGGUUCUCCCCUUAUUUCUCCAAGUGAACAACCAAAUUUGAUUGAUUGCAAGUGCCUUUUGAUUCUAAACACUACAAACAUAUCUAAGGUAUAUAAAUAUUGAAUGUGCAACAAUUUGAUGUGAUGAUAAUUAGACAGUUGUGUUUUGUUUUUAAGUUUUCUUUAAAUUUAUGUUUUGAACCAUUAAGAUAUUUUUAUCCUUUUGGAAUUAUAUUCAGAAAUUUGGAUGGGUUAGAGCUCUUAGUUGAAGUCCUAUGUAAUGUUCUCUAUUCAUAAUUUUAUUCAUGGAGAGAGAAUUAUUUUAUUUCUUUUUUCUCAGUUGUUGGUGAGUUGUUGCCAAUAUACCCUUCUUUGGUGAAUCACAUUAUCAUGCAAACCCUUUGCCCCUUAUAUCAGUUCCUAUAUUUACUGGUGUGUGGUUAUGAUAUGGUUAAUGAAACAAGGUUUAUCUUUCUGUAUGCUUCCUUUUGCUUCUUUUAUACUUUGACUUGUUAUGUUUAAAAUUUUUCCUUUCUACACUUAACGUUCUCCUUUUGAUGGUCAUCUUAUUUUGUAUUUAAUUUCAUGAAUCAGCAUUUUCUUUUAUAGGAUGAAGAAUCUUGUUGAUUGGGUUUCCAGCCAAUUAAUGUCGAAGUUUUUAGUUUCUGCAAGGUCUUUUAACUCUUAUGAUGAGGACCUCUUAUGUGAAGAGCCUAAUGAUCAAGGUGCAAGAAAUACCACCAAUGAGAUAUCUACCACUGCCCCUGCUACCAAUGACACUCAGCUGACAGAAUCUUCAGAAUCAGAGCUUGUUGUGCCAGACAUUUCCAACGCUGAGGCACUUCAAAUCAAGCUUCUUCGGUUUGUCCAACGGAUUGGACAAUCACCAAAUAACCUUGUAGUAGCACAAACUUUCUACAGAUUGCAUCUUGCAAACUUGAUACAAAGUGCUGAAUGUGGUGUGCAAAGAAAAGUCCUGACGUUUGAUCAAGUCAAGGCAAUAGCAGCACGGCAGGAGGAGAGUGGUCAGCCAGAUUUGCUCUUCUCUGUCAAGAUACUUGUCCUAGGGAAAACAGGUGUAGGCAAGAGUGCAACCAUAAAUUCCCUUUUUGAUGAAACAAGAUCAGUAACAAAUGCAUUCCGGCGAGGCACCGAUGAAAUUCAGGAGAUUGUGGGAACUAUUAAGGGGAUCAAAUUUACAGUAAUCGAUACCCCUGGUCUGUCACCAUUCAACGGUAACCCACGAAGAAACAGGAAAAUCCUGAUGGCAGUGAAAAAAUUUAUCAGAAAAUCGCCCCCUGAUGUUGUUCUCUAUUUUGAACGGCUCAAUUUCAUUACUGGGGGCUACGGUGAUUACUCUCUGCUAAAGCUUAUAACUGAGGUUUUUGGCUCAUCAAUGUGGUUCAAUACCAUUCUUGUAAUGACACAUGCUUCAUCACCUCCUCCAGAACCUGACGGAUAUCCCAUGAGCUACGAAGGGUAUGUUGGCCGUUCGAAAAACAUAGUUCAACAUUUCAUACACCAGGCAAUGUCCAGCGAAAAGCUUGUGAAUCCUGUCGUCUAUGUUGAGAACCAUCAGUUCUGUGAAACAAACGCCAAAGGUGAAAAAAUUCUUCCAAAUGGUCUGGCUUGGAAAUCCCAGUUACUGCUGUUAUGCAUUACUUCCAAGAUUUUGGUGGAUGCAAACUCCCUCUUGAAAUUCCAGGACAGUUUUCAGUUGUCACAAACUGGAGGCGCACUUCUCUCGCUGCCUCAUUUCCUCUCGUCAUUUCUUCAGCGCCAUCCACUGUCAAACUCUAAUGGCAUUGAAGAUGAUGAUUUCACCAAUUUUCUCGACCAAGAAGAUGAGGAUGACUAUGAUCAAUUACCGCCAAUCCGGAUUCUCACAAAAGCCCAAUUCAAUAAGUUGUCGAAAGCUCAGAAGGAUGCUUAUCUUGAGGAGUUAAAUUACAGAGAGGAUCUAUAUCUGAGAAAGCAAUGGAAAGCCAUGGCUAGGCAGCAUAAAGAAACCAUGCUCCGUAAGAAGAACAAUGAUACCAUACAAAAAAAUGACCAUGAUGAUGACAAUGAUGCAUCUCUUGUAGAGGCUUAUGAAAUUGAAGAUGCAACUAUUCCAUUGAGUUUUGACUCUGAUUCUCCUGUAUAUAGAUACCGUUUCUGUGUGAUUGGUAACGAGCAGUGGGUAAUAAAGCCUGUUUGUGAUUCGCAAGGCUGGGAUCAUGAUAUUGGGUAUGACGGAGUUUACUGGGAUGGAUCUAUACACAUCAAAAGCAAUUUUCAAGCUACAUUUGCUGGACAGAUGAACAAGGAGAAGGAUGAUUUCCGUAUUAACUCUGAAUGCACAGCAAAGUUCAAACAUCCCAAUGGCGCAACCAUGCUCGCGGGCAUUGACAUUCAACCCUUCAGUAAAGAUCUACUCUGCACUAUUCGCGGAGACUUAGAAUUCAAGAACUUUUGCUGUAACAAGACCGGCGGCAGCUUCGCUGUUUCUUCACUAGGAAAAACAUACUUCACCAGAGCCAAGCUCGAGGAUUCGAUUUCGAUAGGGAGAAGACUCAAAGUACGAAUGGACGCCGGAUGUGCUCGAGGUUACGGUCAAAUGGCAUAUGGUGGGACUUUGGAAGCAACAAUAAGAGGGAAAGACUACCCUGUAAACGAUGAUAAGGUAACUAUUGCAACCACAUUGUUAUCAUUUGACAAUGAAACAGUGAUUGGAGGGAGUGUUCAAUCUGAUUUUCAAAUUUGGCGGGGAACAAAACACUGUUUGAAUGCCAGCAUCAACAGUAAAGGACCAAUGCAGAUUAGUUUCAAGACAAGUAGUUCAAAGCAUGUUCAGAUUGCACUUCUUGCUCUUGUUACUUUGUUUCAAGGACUCUUCAUGAGAAGAUUAAGAUGAGCUGAUCAUUGUUGACAGAAAAAUAGAAACAAAAUGCGGUAAUUUUUCUUUCUUUUUUCCUUUUUGUUUUGCUUUAAUUAUUGAUCAUAUAGAUAAAAACUUGUGUUUAAUAUGUUCCAGGCAAAUAAUUGUACAUAAAUUUGAGAGGAUCUAUUCAAUAUAACAGUGAAUUUAGAGAUGAUCCCUUGACAUAAAUUGUUUCAGAAU
Molecule: messenger RNA, 5340 nt
Organism: Dioscorea cayenensis subsp. rotundata (Guinea yam)
Lineage: Eukaryota; Viridiplantae; Streptophyta; Magnoliopsida; Dioscoreales; Dioscoreaceae
Product: translocase of chloroplast 90, chloroplastic
Exons: 2
Coding region: 2848-5133 (761 amino acids)
Biological process (GO): protein targeting to chloroplast
Cellular component (GO): chloroplast outer membrane
Molecular function (GO): GTP binding
Source: RefSeq, a predicted model, not a curated record